Messenger RNA from Suillus subalutaceus, 844 nucleotides. Its product is annotated as ribosomal protein L11, RNA binding domain-containing protein. Gene Ontology annotation, biological process: translation. Gene Ontology annotation, molecular function: large ribosomal subunit rRNA binding; structural constituent of ribosome. The transcript has 2 exons. The record is from RefSeq and is a predicted model, not a curated record. NCBI's taxonomy places the organism in Eukaryota, Fungi, Basidiomycota, Agaricomycetes, Boletales, Suillaceae. Gene Ontology annotation, cellular component: mitochondrial large ribosomal subunit; ribosome. The coding region runs from base 22 to 465 and encodes 147 amino acids.
UUCUUUCCUUCCAACGCGUCAAUGUCCAAGGCUCUGAAGGCAAAAGAUCAGCUGGUGCGCAUCCUGGUUCCUGCGGGAAAGGCUGCACCUACACCACCCGUCGGUCCGGCGCUUGGUGCGCGUGGUGUAAAAUCUAUGGAUUUCUGCAAGGAGUUCAAUGCGCGAACUGCGCAUAUCGAACCUGGGGUUCCAACUCCCACUUUAAUCACCGUCGAGCCUGACCGCACUUUUUCGUUCAUCACCAAAACACCACCAACGACCUACCUCUUGAAAAAAACUGCGGGGAUAGAAAAGGGAACUGGUCGACCUGGUCAUGAAGUCACCGGAACAAUUAGUCUCAAACACGUGUAUGAAGUUGCAAAAAUUAAAUCCAAGGAUACGCAUCUCAAGCACUUGAAGCUCGAGUCGAUUGCAAGCACUGUUAUUGGCACAGCAAGAAGUUUGGGUUUACAGGUUGUGCCGUGACCUCUUGUCACAGGAAAGGUACGCAACUGGUGGUGUUGCAUUAUUCUCCUGAUGGGCUUACGAUCGAGAUUCGACUCGUGCGUGCCGCACCUUAUCAAUCUGAAUCAAGACAUGCGAUCUCUCAUUGAGACCUUAGAACACGGGGUCGCCACCGCAUCCCCCAGUCGAUAUGUGUAUGAUAGGCCAUGAUCGGACGUACUCCAAAGUCAAAGGACUGGAUGCUCACUAAUCUACAUCGUGUAAUGAAGAGAUGAAAUGGAAAGUGCCUGAUGCAACGAGGAGCAACUUGAGCAAGGUUGAGUUCAUUCACCUUAAAUUACGCUUCUCUCUCUUCAUUUGAACAAGGACUCUCCGGUCUUCGUAAACCGAGGUUGUCUUC